UGUGUUUGCUUUAACCAGAGUUUUUGGUUAAAUCUCCUUGUUGCUCUUAUCGAUCGGCCUCCAGGUCCUCAUGAUGCAGUCGGUGGAUUUAAUGAUGGAGAGAAAACCUCAGUUCCCCUGGGAGGAUCCUGGCUAAACCCGAUGUCGUCAACAGGAACACCAUCUCCAGCGGGCCAUCUCGGCGCAGCAGGUAUACGGCGAGAAGCGGGACAACAUGGUCAUCCCGGUCCCCGAGGCAGAGAGCAACAUCACGUACUACGAAUCCCUCUACCCUGGGGAAUACAAGAUGCCAAAGCAGCUAAUUCACAUACAGCCUUUCAGCUUGGACACAGAGCAGCCCGACUACGACCUGGACUCGGACGACGAUGCGUUUGUCAACAAGCUGAAAAAGAAGAUGGAGAUCAGCUUCCUGCAGUUUGAGGAGAUGAUUGACCGGCUGGAGAAAGGCAGUGGACAGCAGCUGGUGAGCCUCCCUGAGGCCAAACUGCUGCUGAAGGAGGACGACGAGCUCAUCAAGGAGGUCUUUGACUACUGGAGCCGCAAGAGGAAAAACAGCAAGGCCAACUCUCUCAUCCCGACCGUUAAGCAGGAAAAACGGGACGGCUCCAGCACCAGUGACCCCUAUGUGGCCUUCCGACGGCGCACCGAGAAGAUGCAAACCAGGAAGAACCGUAAGAAUGACGAGGCGUCCUAUGAGAAGAUGCUGAAGUUGCGCAGGGAUCUCAGCAGAGCCGUCACCAUCCUGGAAAUGAUCAAGAGGAGGGAGAAGAGCAAGAGAGAGCUGCUGCAUCUCACACUGGAGAUCUUUGAGAAGAGAAAUGUAAUGUCAGACUUUGGUGGUGAGGUGAUGGCAGAGGUUUUGGCUGAGCGGGCGCUGGUGAGGCCGCAGAUCAUUCCGCUGGUCCCCCUCACCAACCAGUACCGACACCAGGACCACAUGGAUCUCAAGGACUAUAAGUCUAAGCCCGAGAAGACGGAGGUUCCCCGGCAGAAGAGGAGCUACGAGAAGAAGCAGAAGGUGUUGCCUCUCUCGUCGGGCAUCCCCCACCACGCGGGUCCUGUCGUCUUCAACGCCAAGGACCUCAACCAGUACGACUUCCCCAGCUCGGAUGACGAGCCCUUCUCCCAGCUGCACUCGGGCUCCUCGGAAGCAGAGGAGGAGAACGACCCAGAUGGUGCCUAUGCCUUUCGUAGGAAGGCAGGCUGCCAGUACUACGCUGCUCAUCAGGAUCGUGUGGGUAGCUGGCCAUGGUGUGGACCCUGGGAGGACGGUUUGGCAGAAGCUCGGUUUCGCUACAGUCUCACCACGCUCACCGUGCCGCGGCGCUGCCUCGGCAUGGCUCGACGACGCGUGGGACGAGGCGGCAGGGUGUUGCUGGACAGGGCGUACACGGACUAUGACAACAUUUUCCACGGACUGGAUACAGACAUGCUCGACCUGCCUCUUCCCCCCUCUCCUUCUCCUCCUCCUACUACUACUUCACGCUCGCCGGCCGCCGACAAGUUUGCCAGUACCUCAGAAACAAAUACCUCAGACAGAAGUUCCUCCUCCUUCAACUCCUCUCUUUCCUCUCCCUCUUCCACGGACCUCAGUCAGAUACUGUUGAAUAUAAAGUCGUGCCGAUGGAGGCACUUUAGACCACGGACACUACCACUACAUGAGCUGGACAAUGCCCACCCGCUAUUCAGGAAGUUGAGUCGAGGCCUGAAGCGGCCUGUCUUGGCCUCCGCAGCAGGGGGACAGCCCUACGGCUCUCAACGCCCGGCGAGGGUUGUCCCUGUACCCGCACCCGUUGCUGCUUUCACAGCCGAACAGUACCAGCAGCAUCAGGAGCAGCUGGCCCUGAUGCAGAAACAGCAGCUGGAGCAGGUCCAGCUGCAACAGCAAGCCAACAGCUCCACCACUGCAAACAGCACACACGUCAGUAUCCCACAGUCCCUUCAGGCUCUCCGACACAAAGUGAAUGUGGUCGUCUCUCCAGUGACUUUAAACAGUUCUCCUCACCUCCAACAGGGCCUGGGAAAUACGUUAGACCAGGCCAGCGCUCAGUUCGCCGCCUCGGCCGUAGUCACCGCCGACCAACUGCUGGCUCUUAAAACCAAGGAGGAGCUAGCCCUGGGAGGCGGAGUCAAUGGCGUCCUCUCCCCCUCAGGUGUCUACAAGGGCUUGCACCUCUCGAGCACAGCGUCCCCUUCCCCCGCUGCCCCGGCUCCUCCCACCACUACCCCGACACCCGCCCUGCUCCACCCCUGCACCACCAGCUCCACCUCCGCUACCAGUAACAACAACGGCACCGCCCACCCUGCCAACACCACUACCACUACCACCGCCACUCAGGUCCUGCUGGGAAACAACAGCCUCCGUCUGGGAGUUCCCACCGGCAAGCGUGUCCACGCCCCCCGGACGCUGAGCGCCACCAUGUCAACAUCCGCCUUAAAGCUCGCCCACGCAGCCGCCGCCACCGCCAACUGUCAGAAACCCAAGGUCACUACGGCCUCGGCCUCGCCACUGGACAUGGUGCCCAGGUGAGGAAGAACGUGUAACCAGUGUGAGGACAUUAAAAGGGAGAAUCACGAACAAGACAAGCCAGCACUGAACAGUCUAUCAGAGAACACAAUGGCCAUGGAGGUUACGUAGCCUCCCGUACGCAGCACGGGGAAAGGCGUGACUCCUUUUUGUUGUUGGGUUUUUUUUUUUUUUAAGGUGCUAUGCAUCGUUCGUUAGUCGUGACAGCAAGUGGUGGCGGACUGAGCACGGCAAGGCUGGGUUUCCAUGGUAACUGUUUUGGGACUUAAUUGCAAUGCUCGUCUCGUACAAUUUUUAUUUUUUCUCCCCCCCCCAUUUCCCUAUUUGUUACUGUUAAUAAGAGAUCGUCUGUAAAUUCUUAAUAUGGCAAUUAUAUGUACAGUACUGCAUAUUUGUAAUAUCCCCUUCCCCCCACGCCCCCCCACGCCCCUGUUCUUGUAUAUAACAUUACUUGAAUACAGAACUGUCCAUUUGUGAUGUUUUGCACUCGAGAUAUAAAAAAAAAAAUCUAAAUUAAAAAGAGAAAACGACAAACUGCAACUGGUGCGAGUAUGAGGUGUGAAAGUUGUACCACAGAAAAAUGUAUGUCAUCACAUGCAUGGUGCGGAACCUGCUGUUUGAUCUAUUUAUUGUGCCGUGUUUACAAAAGUUUUCUUUUCUUUUACCCCAUUCAUGUUUGUUUUUUUUUUUUAAAUCUUUUUUUUUUUUUUUUAAUACACUGUACCCCUCACCGGUUCCCCGUGCUAUAGUCAGUGUUUAGCUAGAUUUAAAAUAAAAAAAACUGUAUUUUUUUAUUUCUUUUUGGAUGUUGUGAACAUGGCCGGGAGCUCGCCCGUUUUUGUUGGGCGCUCUUCCCCCCUGAUGUUCCCCAUGUGUCAGUCAUGUUGAAUCCAUGGAGACGUGCGUUCACAGAUUCAGGCGCAGGGCCGUAGAUGACGAUGGGUGUGAAUUUGUUGUAGGCAUCAGUUUGUCAGUGGGUUAAUCAGUUUCCACAGAGCUCUUCCAUACGUAUAUUAUUCCUGAGACAAGUAACAAAACAAUGGGGAUGAAGACUCUUUCCCAGAAGACUUUGCUGCUUCUGACUUAUCUAAGCACUAUAUAAUUUGUUUUUUAAUUGAUUAAUGCUGCUUUUUUAUGAUUUUUGGCCUCUGGUUUGCACCAGACGGCCUUAUUUACUUUUUGUUUUCUCUAAAACAUGUUCCCACCCCGCCCUCCAACCAUCUCUACUUAUCAUUUUUUAAAAUAAAUAUUUUUGUAUCUCCCACUUUUAUUUGAAUUUUCCUCAUGAAGGACUUCAUUCUUUUGUUACUUGUUGAUCUAAGAAAAAAAAGAAACUAAGGGAGUUAAAAAAAUAAUGCAGUAACUGACAUUUUAUCAUUCCAGCUUCUACAUAAUGAGGAAGAAAACAUGUAUUCAUUGAAAAUACUUUUAAAAACUCUCCAGAAGGCUGAAAGGCCAUGAACCACAAGUUAUCGGGUGCCUUCAUUUGGGAAAAAAAGAAAAAACCUUUAAAAAAAACAACAACAAAAAAAACUUCGCUCUCUUCUGUGAAGAGUUUGGUACUGAACAAGGCUACUUGUAGUUUUUCUUUGUCUGUACCACAAUCCCAAUGCCCAUUCCAAUGGCCCAGUUGAUUCAUGAGUUUUUGUUUUGUUUUUGUAGACCCUUCCUAUACACACACACACACACACACACACACACACACACACAAACACUACACGGGAAAGACUAAGAAUCCUCUUGAAUUGUCACAAAAUGAAAUAAAAAUCCAGGGCAUUAUGUGUU
Messenger RNA from Morone saxatilis (striped sea-bass), 4312 nucleotides. Its product is annotated as enhancer of polycomb homolog 1-like. Gene Ontology annotation, cellular component: piccolo histone acetyltransferase complex. The record is from RefSeq and is a predicted model, not a curated record. Lineage: Eukaryota; Metazoa; Chordata; Actinopteri; Moronidae. Gene Ontology annotation, biological process: regulation of transcription by RNA polymerase II. The transcript has 13 exons. Bases 215 to 2530 code for a protein of 771 amino acids.